Molecule: messenger RNA, 2245 nt
Organism: Hypanus sabinus (Atlantic stingray)
Lineage: Eukaryota; Metazoa; Chordata; Chondrichthyes; Myliobatiformes; Dasyatidae
Product: sarcoplasmic/endoplasmic reticulum calcium ATPase 2-like
Biological process (GO): intracellular calcium ion homeostasis; calcium ion transmembrane transport
Cellular component (GO): membrane
Molecular function (GO): ATP hydrolysis activity; ATP binding; P-type calcium transporter activity
Source: RefSeq, a predicted model, not a curated record
GAUGGAGGGAUGGUGGAAUUAACUCUCUUCUCCAUCGCCCGCAGACGGAGCUGACGUUGGUGGGCUGUGUGGGCAUGCUGGACCCACCUCGCCAGGAGGUCGCCAGCUCUGUCCACCGCUGCCAACGUGCCGGGAUACGUGUCAUCAUGAUCACGGGCGACAACAAGGGCACGGCAGUGGCCAUCUGUCGGCGAGUGGGCAUCCUGGGGCAGGAGGAGCCGUCGGCCGGGCUGGCCUUCACCGGGCGCGAGUUCGACGAGCUGAGCCCCACCGCGCCGACAGCCGUGGGCACGGCGCGCUGCUGCCGCGUAGAGCCCUCACACAAAUCGAGGAUCAUCGAGCUGCUGCAGUCGCUGGACGAGGUCACUGCCAUGACCGGUGACGGGGUGAACGACGCCCCGGCCCUGAAGAAGGCUGAGAUCGGUAUUGCCAUGGGCUCUGGGACCGCUGUGGCCAAGAGUGCGGCCGACAUGGUGCUGGCCGACGACAACUUUGCCACCAUCGUGGCCGCUGUGGAGGAAGGGCGGGCCAUCUACAACAACAUGAAGCAGUUCAUCCGCUACCUCAUCUCCUCCAACGUGGGUGAGGUCGUCUGCAUUUUCCUGACGGCCGCCAUAGGGAUUCCCGAGGCUCUGAUCCCAGUGCAGCUGUUGUGGGUGAACCUGGUGACGGACGGACUGCCUGCCACGGCCCUGGGCUUCAACCCCCCCGACCUGGACAUCAUGAGCCGGCCCCCCCGGACCACUCGCGAGCCCCUCAUCAGCAGCUGGCUCUUCUUCCGAUACACAGUGAUCGGUGUGUACGUGGGAGCAGCGACGGUCGGGGCCGCAGUCUGGUGGUUCAUGGCAGCCGAGGAUGGACCCAGGGUCAACUUCUACCAGCUGAGUCACUACCUGCAGUGCGGUGAGAAGAACCCUGACUUCCUGGGUGUGGAUUGCCGUGUCUUCGAAUCGCCCUACCCGAUGACCAUGGCUCUUUCCGUUCUUGUCACCAUCGAGAUGCUUAACGCCCUGAACAGCCUUUCGGAGAACCAGUCGCUGCUGAAGAUGCCUCCCUGGGUGAACGUUUGGCUGCUGGGUGCCAUCUGUCUCUCCAUGGCUCUACAUUUCCUCAUUCUCUACGUUGACCCCCUCCCGCUCAUCUUCCAGAUCCGCCCGCUGCAGCCUCUCCAGUGGGUGGUGGUGCUGAAGCUCAGCCUCCCGGUCAUCUUGCUGGACGAGACGUUGAAACUGGCCGCGCGCCACGGCCAGGAGGCGCCAGCGGGCAGCGGUGGGGGCUGCAAGAUCUGCCCGCUGUCCUGGCUGGAGGGCAUCUCCUGGGGCUUCCUGUUGGUGGCGGGACCCCUCGUCCUCUGGCUGUACAGCAUCGACACCAACAUUGCCAACACCCUGUGGUCCUGAGGCCGGGGAAGGGGGAUGGGGGAGUGAGAGAGAGAGAGGGAGGGAGACUCUCCAGCAUCUCCCAAGGGAGUGGGGGGGCAGCCCAUCACCUCCAGCCGUCCCUGAUGAAGGGUAAGGGGGCAGUCCGCAGAUCGACACACACACACUAACAAUUCAGUGUCAUUAACUGUGGGCCCGUCGUCCCGUUCGCAGGCUACCCUCCUCUAUCUCAGUACAUUCUCUCGUCCCUCUCCCUCACACAGAACGACGGUGGGCAUUAGAGAGGAGCCGAGGCAGGGAAUACACUGAUCCAUCCACCCCCGGGUUACAGAGAGGGGGGCUGGAUUUAGUCUUGUUCCCCUGCUCUCUCUCUCUCUCUCUCUCUCUCUCCCCCUCCUUCCCUCCCUCUGCUUAACACUACCCCCCCCCCGUUUCCCCUCCCUCUGCCUCCAGUUCCCUCCUCCCUCCCUCUAUAUUUAUUCUGUAGGUUACACAUUCCGAGAUCCCUCAGUUGGGACCGAUCUUCAUUCCCGGUCUUUGGCCUGGAGCCUGAUUCCCCUUCAGCAGUGCGGAGUGGAGGGAGGGAGGGGCUGGCGAGCUUGGAUCCAGCCCCUGCACGAGGGGGAAGGGGUGAACGGGCAGACUGCUGCCCCCUCCACUCCCUCAGACCAGCAGAGAAACCAGUUGAACGCAGGCCCAACACCUUCCCCCUGACCGACACUCUCCACCCACGCAUCAGGGUCCAGGCCCACUGGCAGGAGGGGUAUCACAUCAGGGUCCAGGCCCACUGACGAGAGGGGUUAUUUUUUUUUAGACAACCUGGCUGUAAAACUGACAGCAACUUAAUAAAAAUAAUUCCAGUGAAA